Molecule: messenger RNA, 367 nt
Organism: Dryobates pubescens (Downy woodpecker)
Lineage: Eukaryota; Metazoa; Chordata; Aves; Piciformes; Picidae
Product: cystatin-A-like
Exons: 3
Coding region: 68-367 (99 amino acids)
Cellular component (GO): cytosol
Molecular function (GO): cysteine-type endopeptidase inhibitor activity
Source: RefSeq, a predicted model, not a curated record
GACUCGACUCAGACUGCACUGAGCCUCCCUCUACUUAGCUGUCAUCAGUUCAGAGAGGUUAUCUGCCAUGAUGAUGCCUGGAGGCUUAUCUGACACCAAGCCUGCUACUCCGGAAGUCCAGCAUAUUGCUGACCAGGUGAAGCCACAACUUGAAGGCAGGGUGAACAGGACAUUUGAUCUCUUCAAAGCCAUAGUGUACAGGACUCAGGUGGUUGCUGGGCUCAACUACUUCAUUAAGGUCCAAGUUUCUGAUGAUGACUAUGUCCACUUGAGGGUGUUUGAGGCCCUUCCUCAAGAGAAACAAGGUCCUCGCCUUGACGAUUUUCAGACUGGCAAAACCAGAGAUGAUUCUCUGAUCUACUUCUGA